AUGGCCCCAGAUCUUGUUUUAACAUCGGCCGCUUGCGUUGAAGACGUACAAAAUUUGUAUGUUAUAGCAGGUUACGAGAAAUAUAUUGAAGAUCAAGUAACAAAUGACGAGUGUGUUGAAACUAUGUUGAAGAAAGUUGUACACAUUUGUGUACCAAAAGCUUACGAUUUGAAUUAUGAUGACUUGGACAAGUGGGCUAACUAUGAUAUUGCUGUUAUCAAAGUGGAGUCAAAUAUCGUUGGAGAUGAAGGAUACAUCACCCACUGUAGUUACGCACCUACAGUGAUUGAUAUUAACUAUGAUGCCAAAGAACUACAGGAGGACGGUAGUGAGGCUAUGGCUUUAGGAUGGGGCCAUAUCAGAUAUUGGCGACAAGAAAAUGAUACGACAAAUUAUAACCAACAACUAUUACAAUACGGUGCAACAAAGAUUUAUAAUAAAAAAAAAUGUUUGAAAGAUUAUGAAAUGUACAAAAUGGACUUGGUGAUAAAGAAAUACAUGAUUUGUACAUCAGGUUUAGCUUCAUUUAACGAUGAGGGUGAAAUUAUAAAACAUGCAAAUAUAACACGUAAAAAUGGCGGUGAAAAUGAGACUGCAUCAACUGACAACAACUCUACCUCGCCUCACGAUGAUGUUGGAAUAUGUCAGAAUGAUCAUGGCGGACCACUUGUUUCUUGGGUGCGAGGUAAACCAGUAGUCAUCGGUGUCGCUUCUGCAUUCAAAGUGAAAGAUCGUGAAUGUACUGGGCCCUUUCUAUUUACAAGUACCUAUUGCAGCACAAACUUUUUGAGGUGUGUUGUGGCAGCCUUCGAGAGUGAAGAAGAGGGUGAAAACACCAGAAGAUCAAUGCCAGAAUUUUGCUACCAGCCUGCAGAAGAGAGGGGCUUUGAUAUAAUUCAGCGAGCUAUAUCAUGGGCAGAUCAUCCAGAUGGACCUGCAGAAAAUGAACAGAUAAAGACACGACCACAGUUAUUACUCUUUGACGCCAAGUAA
This is a messenger RNA of Arctia plantaginis, 993 nucleotides long. Lineage: Eukaryota; Metazoa; Arthropoda; Insecta; Lepidoptera; Erebidae. The record is from the annotation of a GenBank genome assembly.